Messenger RNA from Phytomonas sp. EM1, 2334 nucleotides. NCBI's taxonomy places the organism in Eukaryota, Euglenozoa, Kinetoplastea, Trypanosomatida, Trypanosomatidae. The record is from the annotation of a GenBank genome assembly.
AUGUCCAUAGUGGGCAUUGACGUUAUAGAGCAAAUACUCAUGACAGACCCAUGGGUCUGUGGUGAAUGCGGUAACUCCAAUGAACCGCUGUGCCCACACUUCGGCAAGCCUCACCGACGCCGCCUCGUACUCAUUGCUCAGGAGAUUUUGCAGUGGGUCGGUCGGAAGGUGGGUAGGAUGUGUAAAAGAUCGGCACCUUUACGAGAGCGUGUUGAUGGCGAUGUCAAGAUGCACACCGAGAGACGUGUUGUGAUGAAACCACACUUGCUUCUUCUUGCUUUUUAUCUCGCGCGGCUUGACACCGGAGAGGUUCCUGAGGCACUUGUCCAGUGCGCCCAGCACGUGUUGGACAUGCUUCGACAGCUUCAGACUUAUGGGAAACGUCUGGAAUCCCAAAUGAAUGAGAGCUACUCGAAAAACUUGCUCAAAUCAUUCUCGAACGCGUGGCUUCAAUACAUAAAACUAGCUGAACACGAAGUGCCAAAGUUCAACUCACUGGAGCGGCGUGUCUUUUCGAAUAGACUCUUCGAUGGGACAAAGAGCGCGCUCUUGGCGGCCGCGCGCGAGCGUGCUAAGAGCGCACUGAAUGAAAGAGCGGAUCUCACUGCGUUUAUGGAUCUCCUCUAUCAACGUAUCGAGCGUGUCGCCUCGCAGGAACAGCUUCGAGAGGUGCAAGUUGAGUUGAGUCAAAUUGAAGCAUCGGUUUCACCUCCAAAUUCUGGUUUGAUUUCGGAGCAGGCGGGGGUGGAGACAACGCCAAAGAUUCAAUACCUGAAUCCUCCAUUCAUUUCGGACGUGAAUACGAGUGGAUCUGAAAUGGAAAUGGAGAAGCCACCUUCAUCGCCACCGCAUACGGCAUCUACCGUGAUGAUGGGGCCAGAGUUGCCGCCUUACUGGUACGUGGAUGAGACAGGCCGGUCUCGGCCCCAGCCCGGUUUCGAGGAGAGACGUCGAAGGGAGCUUUUUUUGAAUUAUGAAUUUAAGGCGCGAAAGGCAUUCGAAGCCGUUCUUAAUUACAAGCCACCUAAGACAACAGAAGAGCGCCUGCGUGAGGCUGUGUCACUUAACAUUGACGAGACCCAGUUGGCUGAGUUGGAGCGCCAGCUUAACCAGCCCACGCCUGUGGUGAAUAUGAUUCCACAACUACUUCACUUGGUACAAGAGAAUUUGUUGCAAGCAGUGCCAGCCCGGUUACGGUAUCGUCUGGAACAGCAGUUCCGCGAUGCCCUAGACUGGAGCUGGAUUAUCAAACGGACUACGCGAAACCAACACGCAAUGUCUCGUAUCGUCCAAUUCAUUAUUAACCACGUGGCUGCGUACGGGGCACCCGCACGAGAAGAGGAGCUUAAAGCCGAGUGCCAGAAAGUAUGCCAGAAUUUGGACCAUCAGCACCCAGACUUGGGUACUGCGGUCUCGGAGGCAUUCCGAUUUCUUUUCCGAUCUGUGCAUACGCUUUGUCGGGAUGUGGAGGAGUGUAGGUUGGGGAUCAUCGCCGGCGAGCUCCGAAAUAACGCCGUCACGUAUAUUCGUGCCUUUAUAGAGGAGUGGCUUCCCGCCCCUCGCCACUGGUACAGCUCCAUCACGUUUUUACAAAAGUUUAUAAAUUCGCAGCCGGUGAAAGACUGGGCCGUGUCUCAAGCGGCCUGCUCAUCCACCAGUCUCACAGGCGAGGAACGCCGACUGCGUGGAGCCUUGCGUUUCGGCGUAGUAGACCUCUUACGCAGUGGGGGCUGCAACAGCGCAGAACGUUGGGAGUUCUUGCCCGGUGAAAUUUUUUACUUUGAGAAGUCAGUAAUUUUUUCGUGCGCCAACACUGUACAAGAGUGCACUCUGCUGCUUUUACUUGAAGGCACCGCAUCCGUUAUGCUUUCUUCCAGAGGUUUCAACCACCAACAAGUGUCUGACGCCCUCAAGGCCUUACACGAGUUUUUUCUCGAGUUACUUACUCAGGAUCUGAAGCUUAACACACUGAAGCAAUCGGUCAUCGACUUCCUUGAGACCAGACUCAGUGCAGGGCCUUUUGGCGAGUCCUCAACACAGAAGCCCAUCACUUCCAACACAUUGAGUGAUGCCGAGAAAAAUGUCUUGAAUACUACAAUCGAUAAAAUGACUGAUACUAAGAGCUCGCUUUACAUCACGUUUGAGCGGAAAGUUAUCCAUUACACAGAGUUAAUUCUUUCUUCGACUUUGCCAAGCUCAUUACCACCCAUGGGUCUUGUUACAAAUAUCCUCCAAGGACAAAUGGAGCUCCUAAGAAGUGCCUUAGCUUUCCAUUGGGAAGUGUACCGUCCAUACUAUCAAACAUUAAAGGAUUUUUUAGUGUUUGAACCAUAA